Triticum aestivum (bread wheat) is the source of this 409-nucleotide messenger RNA. RefSeq lists its product as uncharacterized. NCBI's taxonomy places the organism in Eukaryota, Viridiplantae, Streptophyta, Magnoliopsida, Poales, Poaceae. The coding region runs from base 77 to 409 and encodes 110 amino acids. The transcript is spliced from 4 exons. The record is from RefSeq and is a predicted model, not a curated record.
CUGCUUGUAGAGUCAGUUUACAAGUUUUUGCGUGAUACCUGAGUCUGUUGGACAUGUCUUUUUUUAGUAGUUACAUAUGGGGACUCCACACAGCAAGCCAGCAGAACAGACGACUUCAUCACAUGUACCUCCAGGCCCGAUGGAGGGGACAAGUGUUGACGACUCUAACGAAGGGAUUAUACCCGUAGCCGAUGAUGUUGACAAAAUUUACCCACGUAGUCCAGGAGUCCAUAUUACUCCCUCCGAACGGAUGAUACUUGAGACCGAUGGUGAUAGCACAUAUGAUACUCCAGGCCCGAUGGAGGGGCCAAAUGGUGACGACUCUAAUGAAGGGGUUAUACCUGGAGCCGACGAUGUUCACAAGAAUUACCCAAGUAGUCCAGGUACUAAGGCUGUGCAUAUAUACUGA